AUGCGAAAAAAUUAUUUUUUAAAUACUCCACCUAAAGAUUAUGAAUUCCUUGGAUAUUACAGUCAUCGCAGACAACAACCUGAUUUCACAUUCUCAUUUGAAAAAGAAUCAUAUAUACUUACUAUGGAAUUAGAGAAACUAAUAAAAGGAAAUUACUCAAGUGAAAUUAAAGUCUCUGCAAGUCAAUUAUAUAAUAGACUUAAGGCAAGUUUAAAUGAUCAUCGCAUAAAAUAUCGUGGUGUUCAGUUAUUUUGGGAUAUGAUAGAAUCAUCAUUCAAUGAUAUAAACCCACAAUUUGCACAUCUUGGCAAUAUACAAAAUGCUCAAAUCGGUAAUAAUUUGAAUUAUAAUACCAAAUGGCAUGCUGAAGGUCCAGAAGUUUCAAAAAAUUGUACUCCCAUUUUUUGUUUUCCUCCUAAGCAUAAUGAGAAACCGGCUACAAACCCUUUAAAUGUACCUAUUAAUGAAAAACCAAAUUUGGAUUUUUCAGGUGGAUCUUUCUCAUCAGAAAGUGGAAAUACUCAUGAUACUGAACUCAUAAAAUUUGUUCAUGAGGGAUUGAAGACUUUAGGAAUGAAGGCUAUCAUAACAAGGAAGACAUACAGAAAUCCAGUAACAAAAAAAAUAGAUUUUUUUGAUAAUGGUGGAGUUGAUAUAAUUGCCUGGUACAGAGAAAUGGAAGUAUUCAUUCAAUGUAAAGGAUCUACUAAUCCUGUGACGAUUAAGACAAUUCAAGAGAUGGAAAAUCUCUUGUUAAAACAGGUUGGUAAAGUAGGUUGUAUAGUAUCAGAAUCAAAUAUUAAUCAAAAUAUCAUCAACAUGGUAAACUCAUCUAAACGGAAAAUUAUUCUUACUACCAAAUCAAAAGCUUACUUUGAUAUAGAAAGUUAUUAUAAUGCCAUUAAAAUGCCUAGACAAGUCCCUCUUGUGCAUAAUAAUGAAAUUGUUGUAGAAGAUAUGAGAAUUGAAGUAGUGAAAGGGGAUGAUGAUGAGGUUAAUAUGAUAAAUUAUGGACAGAUUGGAGUGAAAGGAAAAGGAAAUACAAAACUUAAUGUUAGUUGUAAAAAGAUUUGUCAAAAAUUAAUAGAUCCUACAACCCAAUUUACAAUAGGCCAAUUUAGUAUUCCAAAUAAUUUACUUAAAAAAUGA
This is a messenger RNA of Rhizophagus irregularis DAOM 181602=DAOM 197198, 1149 nucleotides long. The record is from RefSeq and is a predicted model, not a curated record. NCBI's taxonomy places the organism in Eukaryota, Fungi, Glomeromycota, Glomeromycetes, Glomerales, Glomeraceae.